Messenger RNA from Fukomys damarensis (Damara mole-rat), 3026 nucleotides. It is a transcript of the gene Med4, whose product is annotated as mediator complex subunit 4. Gene Ontology annotation, molecular function: transcription coregulator activity. NCBI's taxonomy places the organism in Eukaryota, Metazoa, Chordata, Mammalia, Rodentia, Bathyergidae. Bases 49 to 861 code for a protein of 270 amino acids. Gene Ontology annotation, biological process: regulation of transcription by RNA polymerase II. Gene Ontology annotation, cellular component: mediator complex; core mediator complex. The record is from RefSeq and is a predicted model, not a curated record. The transcript is spliced from 7 exons.
UGCCCCAGCAUACCCUGCGCAAGAGUGGCUUGCUGGUCCGCUGGAAGCAUGGCGGCUUCUUCGACUGCUGAGAAGGAGAAGGAACGGCUGGGAAGCAAUUCGGCAUCGGUAGGCAGUAACAGUACGCGGGAGCGGCUGUUGUCUGCGCUUGAAGAUUUGGAGGUCUUGUCGAGGGAACUUAUAGAAAUGCUGGCAAUUUCAAGAAACCAAAAGUUGUCACAGACUGGAGAGGAAAACCAGGUCCUUGAGUUGUUAAUUCACAGAGAUGGGGAAUUUCAGGAAUUAAUGAAAUUGGCACUUAAUCAGGGAAAAAUCCAUCAUGAAAUGCAAGUUUUAGAAAAAGAAGUAGAGAAGAGAGACAGUGAUAUUCAGCAACUACAGAAACAGCUAAAGGAAGCAGAACAAAUACUGGCAACAGCUGUCUACCAAGCAAAAGAGAAACUCAAGUCAAUAGAAAAAGCAAGAAAAGGUGCUAUCUCAUCUGAAGAAAUAAUUAAGUAUGCACAUAGGAUUAGUGCAAGUAAUGCUGUGUGCGCACCACUGACCUGGGUUCCAGGAGACCCACGAAGACCGUACCCAACUGAUUUAGAGAUGAGAAGUGGAUUGCUGGGUCAGAUGAAUAAUCCUUCCACAAAUGGUGUGAAUGGUCAUUUACCAGGGGAUGCCCUUGCAGCUGGUAGACUACCAGAUGUCCUUGCUCCACAGUAUCCAUGGCAGUCAAAUGAUAUGUCAGUGAAUAUGUUACCACCAAACCACAGUAAUGACUUUUUGUUGGAACCUCCUGGGCAUAAUAAAGAAAAUGAAGAUGAUGUAGAGGUUAUGUCAACAGACUCCUCAAGCAGUAGUAGUGAUUCUGAUUAAACAUGUGAGGGCUAGGAAUUUAGCUCAGUAGUGUGUGCUACCGCCUGCCUCACAAGUGCAAGGUCCCGAGUUCAAUCCCCGGUACCAAAAAAACACAAAAAAAUAAAAUAUGUGCGACAGCCUACAGAACUGAAGACCAUAGAAUUCUAUUUCUUAUACAGUAGCAAGGAGUAAACUGCAAAGGCAUACUGAUGGAGUAGCCACAUAAAUACUGGCUGUGAUGUAAUUGUGCUGCCCAUUAAAAAUCAAAGUGGAUUUACUUUGUAAAGCCCCAAAUCGUGGUUUUAGUUUUAAUCCUCCAGGCAAAUGUUUGGGGAUUAGUCAAAAUUUAUUCAGUAGUUCAGUACUUUCUGCCCUGUUCUGUUCCUGUUGUGAUGCAUUUGCACAGCUCUGAAAAAUAAGAUUUGAGGGACACAACCCUUGCAUAUAUCAUUAAUGGGCUUCCAGGAAUUAUUUUUUAAAACAGGGCAGUGAAUUACUGAAUAUUUGUCAUAUUUCAGAAUAAAAACUCAUUUGAAAGUGAAGUCUUUUGGCUUCUGUUGCAGGAACAGAAGAACCUAUCUUAGUUUGUACUAUUUGUAAUUAUUAUAACUUGUAAAUAAAUUUGCUCCUGUUUGUGUAUUUCUUUUUUUAAUUUAAAUAUACCCUCAAUGUAGGUAGGACAUUAUUUCUGUAAACCAUUUGCAUUUUUGUUACUUAAAUAGAAUCUGGAGUGAGAAUGCAUGUGAUGUAAUGAGUAUUUGAACUAGUAAUCACAGCUAACAGGUUUCUCUGGCCCACACUCUUUAAUUCUUUUUUUAAAAAAAGUUAAAAUAAUUGAAUAAAACGUAUGUCUGCUUUUAAGGAUUCAUUGUAUGAAAGAUUUUAGAAAGCAAUCACCUGCUUCCCUCACACAUUCCUUCUCUUCCUCUUUUUGUUUAGCAAUACCUGCCUCAGCCUUCUGAGUGCUAGCAUUGCAGGCAUGAGCCAGCACACCCAUUUCUUCCAGUUUUUUCCCUCUUACUGCAGUUUCCCUGAAUGAAUCACUUUUAACUUCUGGCACUUCCAUGUUUAAAUAGUAUGUGUAUACAGUAUUUCUUUUUUUCGGGGAGUGGGGAUUGAACUCUGGUCCUUGCACUUGCAAGGCAGGCGGUGGAACCACUGAGCUAAAUCCCUGGUCCCUUAUACGGUAUUUUUUGAUUUAUCAGUUUUAGACUAUCACUUUUUUUUUUCCUUAUUUAAAACAUGAUAUCCAUUUUGAAACAUUUAGGAAAUAUACUAAAAGCAUAAAUAAAAAUUUCAGCAUUCCAUGUGGAAUUACUGCCAGUUAACAUUUCAGUAUAGAUUCUUUUUCUUUUAAAAAAUCCACAUAUAAUUUUAAAUUUUUACCUAAGAUGCUGCUGUAUUUUUUGUUCAAAUGAGUUGAGAAUUCCAUUUUUCUGUCUUGUUUUUCCAUUUUGAUGAUUGUUGACCUUUGAAAAGUUAGAAGUUAAAUCAAUCUUACAACAAUGCAUGGAAUUAAAGGCAUUUAACAUAUCACUUUCUAGGUUUAUAUUUGUGAACGGAGAACAUAAUAUCUAAUUUUAAAAACCUUGCCCUGUCUGUACUAGCUGUGUCACAGUACUAGCUGUGAGAACAAGUUACCAUAGACCUGUUGGCUUACGACAACAUAAAUUUAUCCUACAGUUUUGUAGGUCCGAAGUCCAAAAUGGGUUUCAUUAGGCUAAAUCCAAAGUGAGGCUCUGGCAGAGAGUGUUUCCUCCUUUUUCCAAGAUUCUGAAGGUUGCCUUAGUUCUGUGGCUCUGGGCUCCAAAUUUAAAAAUUUCUCAUGAUUCAUCACUGACAUUGUUGCCCACAUUUUCCAGGUUAGAAAACCUUGUGGGGCCAGGCUGAUCUGCAGUGUGCCCCCUCUAGUCAAUCUGGAGCCCUUUGCUAUUCUCAUUACUUUGCUUUAUUAAGGGCUGGCCUGAACUUGUUGGCUUCUCAAGCCCAAGCCUCAAUUUUCUGUCUCCUAAUUUUCUUACUCUUCUUUGUUAAGGGCUGGUUUGAUCUUUGUCAGCAACUUGAGCUAGUCUUACCAUUUUCUCUAAUUAAACCUCUUGGGGGCCAGAGAUUUAGCUCUGGUGCAAUCACCUCCCUCACAAAUGCAGGGUCCUAAAUUUAAUUCUUGGUACUGCAAAAAAAAA